AUGGGCCAGGCACCAGUUGACAGUACAUUGCAAGAUAGAGAGCCACUCAAUUUCAACAUAGAAGCUGAACGUCAGAAAGCUACUGCUAUAAAUAAGAUCAAUCGAAGCGGAAUCAUAUCGGGCACCCGCAAUAACUCUACUGAAUCUAUUGUAAGUAAUGACAGCACUCACUCCAGUCUAACAAGAAAUUUGAGAGGAAUAUUUAGGAAGACCUCUAGUUUUGUGUCAGGCUUCAAAUCACAGCCCGAUUUCAGCGACUUAGGUCCUCUAACAUACACUCCAUCCCUCGCACCUGCGAGAGAAUUCGUUUUUCAAGAGGAAAGCCCCUGUGAUGAUAGGAAACUCGAAAAACUGUGUGCAACUCUGGAGUCUGGCAUUUGGCUAACAAAGAUCACUCGGAGAAAGAGGGUUUACUAUCAUUUCACGGUGAAAAAUGGGACGAUCUGUUGGAAGGAUGACAAGCACAUUGACCUAGACUCGAUCAAAGAUAUUCGUACAGGGGAGUUGGCAAAAAACUAUAUCGAGGAUUAUCAGGUUCCGUUAAAUUACGCUAGCAGCUGGAUAACCAUAAUUUAUCAAGUUUCCAAUAAGCUAAAAGCGCUACAUGUGAUUGCUGCGAACCAGGAAGAUUUUAGAAAAUUUUACUACGGCCUUCUCGGCAUUGUUAGUUCACGGCGGGAGUUAAUGAAAAGCAUAUCAGUACCAGAUAGUGAACAGUUUGCAAAUAUACACUGGAAGGCCAAUGUUUCCUUUAAUAAAGUUGAUGAAGAAAGAGAUACACUUUCUUUUGCGGAUGUAAGAAAAUUGUGUUCGAAAUUUAAUAUCUACUGUUCGAGUGAACACCUCGAAAAAUUCUUCAAGCUCGCUGAUAUCAAUUCAAAUGGUCUACUUAAUUUUGAGGAAUUCAGAAGAUUUGUUAAGUUACUAAAAAAUCGCGAAGAAGUUAAUGAGAUAUGGAAAUCACUGACUGGAAGUAGAGAUUAUAUGGAUUUUGCUUGCUUUUCAGAUUUUCUAGAGCGAGUGCAAGGGGAGACUUGUGACCAGGCGGUAUUUGAAAAAUUAUUCGACAAGUUCUGUACAAAUAAGGGUAUUUUGCAGGAAGAAGGGUUUUUAAAGUUUUUAACAUCCCAGCCAUACAUUGAAUACCACCAAGAAGAUUACUCUAAACCGUUAAACUAUUAUUUUAUUUCUUCUUCCCAUAAUACUUAUCUUCUUGGAAAGCAAUUAGGUGAAAAUCCGACAGUCGAAGGCUAUAUCCAAGUCUUGCAGCAGGGAUGCCGUUGCAUCGAGGUAGAUAUUUGGGAUGGUGAAGAGGGUCCAGUGGUUUGUCAUGGGAUGUUGACGGGGUCAAUUCCACUUAAAAAUGUUCUUGAGGUGAUAAGGAAGUACGCUUUCAUAACGUCACCUUUUCCGCUGAUAUUGUCCCUAGAGAUACAUUGUAAAAAAGAGAAUCAACUGAUUACGGAAGUUUUGCUCAAAGAGUUACUGGGUAGUAAAAUAUUCACUGGGCGGCCUAGAUCCGAAUUACCUUCACCACUAGAGCUUAAACACAGAAUCAUUUUGAAAUCCAAGAAAUCGAAGAUUGAAUUCACCACUACCACGGGAGACAUAACAAACUUAAUCUCUUCAUCUACAAGUUCCUCAUAUGACUCUGAAUAUGAUAUCAUACCUGAUCAAGGGACUAAAAGAAAAGGAAUGCGUAGACUAAGCCUUUCGAAAAAGAUUCAAGUCAGUGAAAGCUUGCUUCUGAUUUCUGCGAUACAUGGUCUCAAAUUCAGAAACUUUUCACUUCCUGAGUCAAAAACACCCGAUCAUUGUUUUUCGAUUAACGAAAAGAAACUUGAAAGUCUGGUAAAGGAUGAAAACCAAAGACUGGCAAUUGAUAAACAUAAUAGAAGACAUUUGAUGCGUGUUUACCCUCACGCGCUAAGAUAUAAAUCUUCAAAUUUUAAUCCUACAAAGUUUUGGAGGUUGGGUGUUCAAAUGGUCGCCACUAAUUGGCAGACACAUGAUCUCGGUCAGCAAGUUAACGAAGCUAUGUUUCAAGUUCCAUAUGAAAAAAACUCUUUGUGGCAUUCAGGGUACGUGUUAAAACCUCAUUACUUACAAACUGGUAUACACAAAGCUAGUGAUAUUUUGGAGUUGUACGAGAAUCUGGAACGUAGAGCAAUACGCCUCGAAAUCGACAUUUUAUCAGCACAACUUUUACCGAAAACGAGAGAGACAAAAGAAAGAGAUUUUUCUUUCAAUCCGUUUGUAAGCCUUGCAUUUAUUUGUGAUGGCUCUCCAAGACAAUCUUUAGAAGUUAUGAAUGGUGUUACAUAUACCGAGACGUCCGGGGCAACAAGCCAAUGUAAGGAAAAUGGCUUUAAUCCUAUCUGGGGAACAAAGUUCAAGAUCACUCUCAAAGAUGAUAAGCUGAAUUUCGUUAUAUUCACAGUGAAGGCUGGCGAUUCUAUUCUCGCCACCUGUUGCUUGAAGCUUGAACAUUUAAAAAGAGGUUAUCGACACCUUCCGCUGUACAGCAUUACUGGAGAACGUUACAUUUUCUCGACCCUAUUCAUUAAGACUAAUUACGACAGUUUAAAUUAA
Messenger RNA from Lachancea fermentati, 2592 nucleotides. NCBI's taxonomy places the organism in Eukaryota, Fungi, Ascomycota, Saccharomycetes, Saccharomycetales, Saccharomycetaceae. The record is from the annotation of a GenBank genome assembly.